AGGACGAAGAAGGAAGGAGGAGGAGGAAUCAGAGCGAGAGAAACAGUGUGGCUGCAGUCAAGAGGGACACAAACGCAGAGAGAGAGCGAGAGAGGAGGAGACGCAGAGAGAAGAGAAGGUUUCCUCCGCUCCUCACCUCACUGACCCAUGAAAGAAGCCAUGCCGGUCCUCACAGCAGGAGCGGGGCUACAUGAAACGUUGGCCCUGCUGACCUCUCAGCUGCGGCCCGAUGCCAAUCACAAAGAGGACAUGGUCUUCCUCAAAGACGUCUUCAGUGAGAGGAGCUUGGGAUACCUCAUGAAGAUUCAUGAGAAGUUGAGACAGUAUGAGAGACAGAGUCCAAUACCGGUCCUUCACAGUGCCUCUUCUCUGGCAGAAGAUGUGGCAGAGGAGCUGCAGAGCGGACCGAUGAGCACCGAGGAGAAGGAGCUGCUGCUCCUGCUGACGUCACCUCAUCUCAAGGCCGUUCUCUCGGUGCAUGACACCGUCGCACAGAAGAACUUCGAUCCCGUGCUACCGCCGCUGCCGGAUGAUUUUGAGGAUGAGCUGGAGGAAGAGUCUGUGAAGAUUGUCCGGCUAGUGAAGAACAAAGAACCUCUGGGAGCCACCAUCAGGCGGGAUGAAGCCACUGGGGUGGUGAUCGUGGCUCGGAUCAUGAGAGGAGGAGCAGCUGACCGAAGCGGUUUGGUGCAUGUGGGAGAUGAACUCAGGGAGGUCAACGGAGUCUCUGUGAUCCACAAAAGGCCUGAUGAGAUCAGUCAGCUGCUGUCCCAGUCCCAGGGCUCCAUCACUCUAAAGAUAAUCCCUGCCAUCAAAGAAGAGGACCGCCUGAAGGACAGCAAGGUGUACAUGAGAGCCUUGUUUGACUACAUCCCACUGGAAGACAAAGCGACGCCGUGCCAAGAAGCGGGACUUCCCUUCAAGCGGGGAGACAUCCUGCAGGUCGUGACGCAAGACGACCACACGUGGUGGCAGGCCAAGCGUGUGGGAGACAGCAACCUGCGGGCCGGACUCAUCCCGUCCAAACUGUUCCAGGAGAGGCGACUGGCCUACAGGACGAAAAUGGGCACACUCCCGAAUCCAAAAUCCCCUAAAAAGCCUGUCUAUGACCAAGGAUGUGAUAAAGAGGACUGUGACUGUGAGGGCUAUUUCAAUGGACAGUACAUAGUCUCUCCUAAGUGUAAAGCAGUGGCGCCCUCCUGUGGCCAGGUGUUUUCCUGGGAAUUUUAUUCAGCUGGAUUACGGAGGAGUUUCCGGCUGAGUCGUAAGGACAGACAAGGGUCCUCUGGAGAGGGCUCUGACCCUGGAGACAGCGACUACAUGACUUAUGAAGAGGUGACCCGCUACCAGCAGAGGCCCAACGAGAGGCCCCGCCUGGUGGUUCUUAUCGGAUCUCUUGGAGCUCGAAUCAAUGAACUCAAACAGCGGGUGAUUGCUGAAAACCCUCACCGCUUCGCAGUGGCUGUACCACAUACCACCAGGCCCAAGAAGCCUCACGAGAAGGAGGGUGUGGAGUACCACUUUGUCACCAAACAGCAAUUUGAUGCAGAUGCUUUAAACAACAAGUUCAUAGAGCACGGGGAAUACAAGGAGAACCAGUAUGGCACAAGUAUAGAGGCUAUCCGCUCUGUGCAGGCCAAGAAUAAGAUGUGUGUAGUGGAUGUGCAGCCUGAGGCCCUGAAGAGGCUGCGGACAGCAGAGUUCAAGCCCUAUGUAAUAUUUGUCAAACCUCGAGUUCCUGAGAGCAGACGUCGCCGCAGCGCUGCCACUUCACCAGGAGGGGGAGAGCAUGGCCGCGUCACAGACGAUGACCUCCAAGAGAUGCGUCAGUCUGCCGUUCAGAUCGAUCAGCAGUACGGGCACCUGGUGGACCGGGUCCUGAUCAAGGAGGACUCAGCCAGUGCCUGUGCAGAACUGCGAGGCAUCUUGGAAAGGCUGGAGCGAGAGUCCUUCUGGGUGCCUCUCAACUGGGUGCGGACCUAAACCCCCUGCAUCCUUACAGAAGAACUUCACAGCCAGCCCAACCAAAUCCUGCACCGGUCCUCUCCUCAUGAGCUGAUCCCCUUCACCCUCCCCAACAGCCCUGCUGGCCAGCCUUGGGAGUCUGCUGAACUCCGACUGACGCAGGGCUGGUCAGACAUAAACUGAGGCACCUAAGGGAUGAUGUCAGAGGAACACCUCGUUGUCGGGGUGUUGCAGCAGAUCGACUGUCUGUCUGUCACUGCAAGUAAUAUUUAUUCAGGUUUGGCUUUCAUUUAUUAAUUGACUUCAAAAGACAGAAAGGAACAGAUGCAAGUUUGUAACUUUAGAAGCGUUUUAUUCCUCACACUGUCACAACAGCGAGGCAGGUUUGGGAUCCAACUCAGAGGAUUGCUCAGUCAGCUUUAUUGUGACUCUUGUUGGAGUACCUUUAGUAGCAUGGGGGUUUUUUGUUUUUUUUAGGUUUACAAAAAAGGCCAAUUGCAGAAUGCUUCCUGUUAAUUCUUACUGCAUCCUGUACAGUAUAACACACUCAUACAUUCAGCAGAACAGGAGAAAUUGAUAAAUAAGUGAAUGCCAUUUGAAACUAAUGUGUUCCUUUUGCUAAAUAUCAUUUCCACACUGACGGGAAUUAAAAUGAUAUCCAAAUGGAACGUGAGAAUUUUAUUUUCUACAAAAAGUUAGUUUUUAGGAAACGCAUGAAAACUGAUUUAGUGUCAGAUGUAAAUAUUGUAAAUGUUAACUCCUCGUGUGCCGACGAAAGAUCUCGUAGCACUUCAAUGCAACAUGUUUACCUUUGAUCCCUGGGAGCCCACAUCUGUUUGUGUGUAGAAUAAUGCCGUGCACAGUGUGCGUGUGGAUGGAUGUCACAGUGUAUGUUCACGUACAGUUCAUUUGCACAUAUCUGUAUUGUUUUUAACUACAGAAGAAGAAGAAGAAGUAGAGGCGGGUAGAUGUCUGUUUUCUUUGAUAUCAAAAAACUGUCGAAACAUUUGUCGAUAUCAGCAAAUAUUUUUGAUUGAGUAAUAUUUUAAUUUAGUCAUCAAGCAAAAAUGCCAAACGUUCCCUAGUUACAGCUUCUCUAUUGCAAGUCAUCUGCUGGUAAACUGGAAGUGUUAGUCGGACAAAACAAGCAGUUUGAAGACAUCACAUUGGGUUUUAAGAAGACUAACAGACAUCUCACGAUUAUAACUAGUGAAAAUGCAUCCCUAUUACACAUUAAAGGCAUGACAGUGAGAUGAUUUGUUCCUUUGCAUUAGUGGCAACAUACUUUACAUUUAGGUUAAAGGACCGUCUUAAAAUGGUGACCUGUACAUUGAAAGAGUUUGUGGUCACAGUGAAAGUCGUCCCUUUGUUCUCUACUUGUUGUGAAAACAUCCCUUCCUAAUAUUCUGUGUAAAAAUGUAUUCAAAAGUUUAGCGCCAACUCAAGUGGGUUUGUUCUUUUGUGGUACAGAAUUAUCCCUUUUUGUUGCUGCAGCUCAGCCAGGGGGGGCUGGCCAAACAAAAACAGGGAAGUUUGUACCAAAAAAACACUUUUCUAGUUCACUCAGAAGCCUUUCAUUCGCUUCAGCUGAACCUAAGAAGUCAACUUUACACAGAACAAGAAUGGUCUCCCAGCAGUUAUUACUGAAAUCACUUUAGGAAAAGAGAUUUUACUGCCUGCGUGUAGAGGACAAAUGAUUAGAUGAUUGAUCCACGUCCACUCUGACAUCUUUAUCGUUUGUGGUUAAAAUGAAGCAGCUUCCAGAUCCCGUCUUUCUUUUUCAAAGAUGCAAAGUUCUCUUCGUGUUCUGUAUGAACCCAGAAUGUUGAGUUUGUAACGUGACCUGUACAAAGUGCCAUAAUAAAAAGUUAGCCGAGUCAAA
Messenger RNA from Cottoperca gobio, 3847 nucleotides. RefSeq names its product MAGUK p55 scaffold protein 3a (gene mpp3a). Lineage: Eukaryota; Metazoa; Chordata; Actinopteri; Perciformes; Bovichtidae. The record is from RefSeq and is a predicted model, not a curated record. The coding region runs from base 148 to 1983 and encodes 611 amino acids. The transcript has 20 exons. Gene Ontology annotation, molecular function: protein binding.